AAAUAAAUUCUGGUUAAAUGGCUACUCCACAUGGAAGCUCUUCCCAACCAAGAAAUGGCCUCCACUGCAGAUUCUCCUCCUUCCUGGUUCACUCCCAAAAGGUUAUUGAUUAUAUUUUGUUUGAUUAACAUGAUAAAUUAUGUAGAUCGAGGAGCCAUUGCCAGUAAUGGUGUGAAUGGGAGAAGUAGGACUUGCGAUGACAAGGGAAUUUGCAAAUCCGGUACUGGAAUUCAGGGGGAAUUUGAGUUGACUAACUUUCAGGAUGGUCUCUUGUCGUCUGCAUUCAUGGUUGGGCUUCUCCUGGCAUCCCCAAUAUUUGCUUCCUUAGCAAAGAGCUACAACCCUUUUAGGCUUAUCGGAGUUGGGUUAUCUGUUUGGACCUUGGCUGUAGCUGGAUGUGCUAGUGCAUUUUCCUUUUGGUUUAUUGCAAUAUGCUGAAUGCUUGUUGGUGUUGGAAAAGCUUCUUUCAUAAGUCUUGCAGCUCCAUUUAUUGAUGACAAUGCUCCUGUUUCUCAGAAAACAGCUUGGCUUGCAAUGUUUUAUAUGUGCAUACCUACUGGAAUUGCUCUGGAUCGUUUAUGGUGGAUUUGUAAGUUUGUAAAUCUUGUUCUUUAUUUCUCAUAAAUCUUAGUU
Molecule: messenger RNA, 633 nt
Organism: Hibiscus syriacus
Lineage: Eukaryota; Viridiplantae; Streptophyta; Magnoliopsida; Malvales; Malvaceae
Product: probable sphingolipid transporter spinster homolog 2
Exons: 6
Coding region: 31-438 (135 amino acids)
Cellular component (GO): membrane
Molecular function (GO): transmembrane transporter activity
Source: RefSeq, a predicted model, not a curated record